CAUUCAACGGAUCUCGAAUUUUCAUCCCAAUUUAUUCCCAUUUCUUUCCCUAUAACCUCGUGGUCGUAAAACCUCGAAUCCCCAUUUUCCUUCUUCUUCUUGAUCCAACUCCUUCGCUCGCUAUCGGUUCAGUUGCAGGCGUCCUGGAAGAUGUAACUGGGUAAGCUUUCUUGGUCUUUCUUGGUUUUUUUUUGUCGCUACGCAAUCAUGAAUCCGCCCAACUCGAAAUUUGGGUUUUUCCCCGAUGAAGUAGUUGUUCAAAUUCUCGCUCGAUUGCCCGUUAAAUCGCUCUUCAGAUCGAAGACCGUGUGCAAGCAUUGGUACGGGUUGGCCUCCGACAAGUACUUUAUUCAACUGUACAAUGAAUUGUCUGUUAAAAACCCUAUGGUGCUGGUAGAGGUUUCGGAGUCCUCCGAAUCCAAAUCGAGCUUGAUUUGUGUCGAUAAAUUGAGGGGCGUUUCGGAUUUCUCGUUGGAGUUCAUGAAACAUAGGGUUAAAGUCAGGGCUUCGUGUAAUGGAUUGUUGUGUUGUUCCAGUAUACCCGAGAAGGGCGUGUAUUAUGUUUGUAAUCCAACGACUAGGGAGUAUAAAUUGCUGCCGAGAAGCCGGGAAAGACCGGUUACUCGAUUUUAUCCCGAUGGUGAAGCCACUCUGGUUGGUUUGGCUUGUGAUUUGUCGAUGCACAAGUUUAAUGUAGUGUUAGCCGGUUAUCAUCGGUCAUUUGGACAUAGACCAGAGAAGACUUUUAUAUGCUUGAUAUUCGAUUCAGAAUCGAGCAAAUGGAGGAAAUUUGUAUCGCUGCAGGACGAUUAUUUCACCCAUAUGAAUAGGAACCAAGUUGUGUAUGCUAAUGGUGCGCUUCACUGGUUGACUGGAAGUUGUUCUUGCAUUCUUGUUCUUGAUUUGAAUGGUGAUGUCUGGAGGAAAAUUUGGUUGCCGGAUGAGGUCUGUGGUGGGGCUGGAAAUAGGGUUUAUUUGUUGGAGUCUGAUGGGAAUGUCUCUGUGGUUCAGAUGUCAGAUGCGUGGAUGACCAUUUGGGUGUUGAAAGAUUAUGAAAGGGAAGACUGGAAUUUGGUGGAUAGGGUGAGUCUGAGAUGUAUUAGAGGAAUGGUUCCAGGAAUUUUUCCGAUAAGUCAGGCCGGUCAAUAUGUGUUCCUUGCCACCCAUAAGCAGGUAUUGCUGUAUCAUCGAGACAGCAGAGUGUGGAAAGAGAUGUAUUCUGUGAAGAACAGCUCGACGCUUCCUUUGUGGUUCUCUGCACAUGCCUUUCGGAGCACGAUUCUCUCCUGUCACUAAGGUCUAAACUGUAGCUAUGGAACUUGUUUAUAUGCAACUGCAACUGCUAAAGAUGCUUCAUUGAUGUUUUUUCUGUCAAACAUUUUUGUGAUUGUAGAGAUGUCGGUUGGAAGUUAGUACCAUGGUAGUGGAUCUUAUAUUGAUCUUAGCUAUUCAAAUUGCCAAUUCUCUAA
Messenger RNA from Diospyros lotus (date-plum), 1469 nucleotides. Its product is annotated as F-box protein At5g49610. Lineage: Eukaryota; Viridiplantae; Streptophyta; Magnoliopsida; Ericales; Ebenaceae. The transcript has a single exon. Gene Ontology annotation, molecular function: protein binding. The coding region runs from base 208 to 1296 and encodes 362 amino acids. The record is from RefSeq and is a predicted model, not a curated record.